UAAGUUGCUCCUUGAAAUGGGAAUAUUCUUUCAUGAUAAUAGUAAACUUACAUAUAGGGAUUAGAGACUCCGCUAAUUAAUUAAGGUAACUUUUUCAAAAUUAUUUGCUGCCAAAUCUCAGGGACGUAUAAUGAGAUUAUAUAUGCCCCUGCAAAACUUGACCAAGUAAUGUAAAUUAUGUAUUGGCUUUUCAUUUAUUCAGUAAUGGAAAAAAAAAUUGGAUUAGUACUUUUGGAGCAAAUUUACUAAAAAAUAAACUAUAUACUUGUUGCAAAAUUUUACUGACUUUGGCCUAAUCCAGAGACGUAUAUAUAUAUGAUAUACAAGUCUCUGGUACCGUGGAAUUUAUUCAGUUUUUUCUUUUUUUUUCUUUUGUUUGGCAAAAAAUAGUUCACAAUGAGGUAGUAUUUUUCUGAUUUCGAUAAUAUUUGUUAAGCGACCAUAUUAUGUAAAAUCUGUGAUUAUUUAUGUUAAAUUCGAGCAAUUUGCUCAAAAUCAUUUGCUAGAAAAACUUUAUCAGUGCUCAUGGAAAUUAAUCAGCUUUUUACACUGUAAAUAUAUAAUCCUCUUCACUCCAUAGUACUGGAAACACAUACUGAUCUUUAUGAUUGUAAUUAAAUGACACCUGACUUACUGUGUCACCGUAAGACUUACUUUAUCAUUCUGUUGGUGAGACCUUAAUAUAUUUUGCAAUUUUAACUGGUUUUAAUAUUUUACAUAGUAUAUAUUAUGGUAGGCCACCUUCUGACAUUGAAGCUGGUAAACAGGAUUAUGUGUUGCAAGAGAUGGAAGUAUAUUACUUCCAAGUCUAUUCUUGUUAAGCUAUAUAUAUACAUGUAUAUCCAAUAGUUAGGAGAGGGAAAUACAACAACCAGAACUGGACUCGAACCUGGGGCCUCCAAACUCUAGACAAACACUCCAACCAUUUGAGCUACCUGGCCACCAGAGCUCAGCACAGGAGUGAAGAUGGUGAUAGUACAGAAGAUGACAUACUGCAUGCAGCGUUUGUAUGUAAAACAAGGUCUACAUAUUCCAUUAAGGAUGGUGAGGCGGCAUGCAUCCAAAGUAGCACAACCUGUACUUACGACAAAACCCAAAGGCUCUGAUAUGGAAGAGCCAUCCUAUUUUGUUGACAUGCGAGCUUGUGUGGUGAGUGGAGGUAAAGGAGGCGAUGGUGUGGUGUCCUUUGCUAGUACCCGACACAACCAGUUUGCCGGACCUGAUGGGGGUAACGGAGGCUCAGGAGGUCAUGUCAUCUUUCAAGUAAAUGAGAAUGUAAAAUCACUUGCAAAGGUUCCUGGACAAGUUGCAGCAGUAGAUGGACGUAAUGGUGCAAAACGCAACUUUCAAGGCAAAAAUGGUCAGCAUACUUUCGUUGCAGUACCCCAAGGUACCGUUUUUUACAGUGCUGAAGGGCAGCGGUUGACCUGCCUUGAUGAGCCUAAUGAUUACUAUAUCGGGGCUCAUGGAGGCAAAGGGGGACGAGGAAACACAGCUUUUGCCACCAGCACAUAUGUUGCUCCCAGAAUUGCUGAAAUGGGAGCCAAGGGUGAAAAAAACUCCCUACAGUUGGAGAUGAGGAUAAUGGCAGAUGCUGGACUGGUUGGGUUUCCAAAUGCUGGUAAGUCUUCACUUCUUCGUGCAAUCUCAAGGGCCCGGCCAUUAACUUCCGAACAGGCUUUUACAACUCGCAGUGCACAUGUUGGAAUGGUCCAGUAUGACGAUUAUGAACAAGUCUCAGUGGCUGAUAUUCCUGGCUUGGUAAAAGGUUCCCAUGAGUCCAAGGGACUUGGCUUCUCAUUCCUUCGUCACAUAAUGAAAUGUACCUGCCUUUUGUAUGUCCUUGACCUUUCUAGUGAUGACCCCUGGCAGCAAUAUGAGGACUUGAAGCACGAACUUCAGCAGUACAAUGCCGAAUUAAUGAAACGACGACAUGCUAUUGUAGGAAACAAAAUUGAUCUGCCACUAUCUGUUAACAACUUUCAGAUCAUACAAGCCAAAAGUAACGUACCUGUGUUUGCAAUUUCAGCCACUGAAAUGACAGGAAUUAAAAAUCUUUUGAUUCAUGUCCGUAAAAUGUAUGACGAUAUAAAAUCAGAAGAGGCAGUGGAGCCAUGGAGUGAUUAGUGUUAUAAUAUUGAGAUAAUGUAUACUGAGUGUGUGGAUGUCAAUGUGAUAUUACAGUUCUCCAAUAGUGAAACUGAUGGGAGACUGAAAACUAAUCAAUUUCAAGAUAGUGGAACAAUAAUUCUACUUGGCUGUAUCAUGAUGAACUUAGAUUUCUUGUGUUUUAUUCAGCUUUUAAUCAUUCACCACCAGCAGAAAGGUAAUGAAUGUAUAUGUGCUCUACAAUACACUAUUUCUUAUAUGAAGGACCAGAAUCUACUGAAAUACAAAUCUGGGAUGUUCCAUGAGGAUGUGAAUACAAUCACCCUACAGUAUGGCAUUUUAUACUAAGGAGGGACAUUGUAACAUCUGUUUUUAGUCAGUUUUAAGAUUUCACAGUAUAAUUUCUCAAUGGAAAAAUUUGAAGGUUGGAAAUUAUAUUGUAUUUUAUUCACAUAAUAAUCUUGAUGAUGUCAUUGAUACACAUGAAUUUCCAAUCUUGUAAAUAUUGUUCAUGCACCUAUGAAUGUAACUUGUUAUGAUAGUGGUAAGUCCCAUACCAGUUAAACUGGGGAGACUAUGAUUUGCUAAACAUCUUUCUGUCCAAUUUCUAUCUUUAAGAUAUAUCUUCUGAUUAGAUUAAUAUAUUUUGGUGAAACCAUGUAUAUUAUCGUUAAUAAAAAGCAUGUCUUAUACAAAGGUCGCAAUAAAUGUUGACUAUUA
Molecule: messenger RNA, 2829 nt
Organism: Pecten maximus
Lineage: Eukaryota; Metazoa; Mollusca; Bivalvia; Pectinida; Pectinidae
Product: mitochondrial ribosome-associated GTPase 2-like
Exons: 7
Coding region: 967-2127 (386 amino acids)
Cellular component (GO): mitochondrion
Molecular function (GO): GTPase activity; GTP binding; magnesium ion binding
Source: RefSeq, a predicted model, not a curated record